Messenger RNA from Filobasidium floriforme, 4102 nucleotides. RefSeq names its product Vps54-like protein-domain-containing protein. The transcript has 14 exons. The coding region runs from base 71 to 3937 and encodes 1288 amino acids. Gene Ontology annotation, biological process: Golgi to vacuole transport; retrograde transport, endosome to Golgi. The record is from RefSeq and is a predicted model, not a curated record. Gene Ontology annotation, molecular function: syntaxin binding. NCBI's taxonomy places the organism in Eukaryota, Fungi, Basidiomycota, Tremellomycetes, Filobasidiales, Filobasidiaceae. Gene Ontology annotation, cellular component: GARP complex.
CGUAUGGAGUGAUCGAAACUACGACCGCUCCGAAUGGAUACAUGCGGACUCGCGAGCUAUCGCUGCUAAAAUGAGGGGAGGACUUGCUGCCGAAUCCGAGAUGCUGAGAGAGACGUCGCGAUCAGACAGCUUGGAUGGAUUCAGUACAGUUCCGGAUAACGAGGAGGAUGAAUGGGGCUAUGGCCCGAUCGGCGGUGCAACAGAAUUUCCUGGAGAAUCGGCGCAUGAUCCUCAGGACUCCGAGAGUGCUUCGAGCCCAUUCAACCUGACGAGUUGGAAAGCCGAUCUCGGUUCUGCCCAUACUGCUCAACUGGAUCAAACUAACGGUCGGGGCCCGCGUCCCUUUUCUAAUAUAUCUGCCGUGAUCGCUCUGCCCAACGCAACACCUGCUCCGCUCCGACCGUCUCGGAAACCGCUUCCUGGAAGAGCGAUCAAUGCGCAGACUUUCGCUAAAGCGCCUCCUGCAUCUUUCUACGCUGCAUAUCUGGAAAAUUUGGCUGGACCGGACCCUUCGCCUUUGUCGAAUUCUCUCUGGCAGAACUAUGUGGAUGCGGCUUCAAGCCCCAUACAGAUUGAUGACCACAAAGCGCUCAAACCCGGCGGUCCCUACGCCUCCAGCAGCGAGCAAGGCUUUCUAGACACCACUGGGAUACCGACCCUUUUCUUUCGGGAUGACUUCGACCUCGGAAACCCUUUGAUUUGGGAAAGCCUGACUCGGGGCCUGGAAGCACAGGCUGCUCCGGCGGACGACGCUGCCGUUGUCCACAUGUUAUCGGAUCAUCUUGACGUUUUGGAGACGCAUUUGGUCCGGGAAGUUUCUCAGAGAGCGCCGAUGUUCUUUUCCGCCUUGACCAACCUACAACAUCUCACAUCUGAGUCGGCUAUAUGUCUAGAGCAGAUCACUAGUCUGCAAGCGACUCUCUCAGACCUCGAUAACAGGGUCCCGCUGCACGGCCUGCUCGUCGCCGAAACUCAGCACGACCUGGAUCAAUGUAGACGGGUCUCUUCCGGCUUGGCAGCCAUACAAGGAGCGGUCGACUCAGUGUAUUUGGCUCGACAAUUGAGUCAGAACCAGGAUUGGACGGGUGCACUUGACGCUUUAACUGAAUUGCAGCAGUGGUGUUCGAGGCACAACGGAACCGAGACAGCGAUCAACCAACAAACUUCGGCUGCCCAGCGUGAGCCGCACACCCGUGGAGCGAACUCUUCCCUUCCGGCCCUCCCAGAAAUAUCGGAGGACAUGAACGGAGACAUACCAGCGAUCGCAAGAGCCGAGAGCCGGGAAAGACUGACGCCUCUCGCGCUCGCAUCUCUGUCGUCGAUACAAGAUGUAAUCAGCAGCUUGAAGCCGAUGAUCGAUAGUAUGAGAUCAGAAAUAAAGGUAUCUCUUUCUCAACAUUUCAACUCUGCUAUCGAAAGCCAGGCGGCAAGACUGGAGGGGAAUCGAGGACUGACACCGGAUACGCCAAUGCCAAUCUCGCUCGCUCAACCGAUAUUUCGCGCUUUCGUUCGAUGCGGUGGCUCCGUUGGUGACAUCGUUGGACUUUGGCGAAUUGCAUGUCUCAAGGUGGUCCGGGAAGGAAUGCGGAAACACCUGCAGUUCGAAGACGUUUUGCCCGAAGAUGACGCUGAUGUCGCUCUGGAAAUAAAGAGCACCAGCCUCGGACUCGCACUCAAGUCCAUGACACACCAAGCUUUCUUUGACUUGUGUACUCGAAUGUACGACACUAUGCUACAACUCCUGCGCAGCGUUCGAGAGGACAACCGGCAGCUUUCAGAGCAAUUGCUGAAAGUGGCGUCUGCAAACAGCGAGACGGGGAUUUCCGGAUCGAUCGCAAUAUUCCCUGGCCCAAUUCUUGACGACCAUUACAACCUUGACGAGGAUCUCCAGAACGUCUUGAUCGACAGCUGUAUACUCGCGAACGCCAGAUCUGCCAAGAUACUUGCGGCGAGAUCUUCCGCUCACGCCGAUCUGACCGGCGAGGAAUUCACAGCGAUAGUCUCGCGGAGUCGCGACUUUAUCGUGCAAACCGAGAUUCUAGCGGGUCAGAUGAUAUCUCCGCUAAGAGCCUCGCUCACAAACCAAGCCAGAUCAUUCCUGUCGGCAUUCCACAAUCAGCGCUUGCAAGCAGCGGCGAAACAUGUAGAGGAUGAACAAUGGUCCCAGGCAGAUAUUCCUGGUGUUACUUGCCAUGAGAUAGGCAAUCUUGUCUUGUCCGCGACCAAACAGCCAACAAAGGAACCCGAAUCUGGCAGUAGCGACGAAAAUCAUCAGGUCGAUCCGAUGGCAGUCAUGUCCAGCUCGCCGGCUAAAUCACUCGAUGUUGAAGAUCAGACCUUCAUUCUGGUUCCCGCUACGAUAAAAACCCUUGACAUGCUCAUUUCGUAUAUGCGACUGCUCGUCGAUCUGGAUAGUAUCGCAACAGACGUCAUGGCGAAGAUAGUCGAAUUUCUCAAGGCAUUCAAUUCCAGGACCUGUCAAGUUGUUCUAGGCGCUGGUGCGAUGCGAUCCGCAGGGUUGAAAAACAUCACCGCAAAGCAUCUUGCCCUUGCAUCGCAGUCCCUCUCCGUGAUGAUCACGUUGAUACCAUAUGUGCGAGAGUGCAUCAGACGUCACCUCAACACUAAACAAGCCAUCAUGCUUAUCGAAUUCGACAAGUUGAAACGUGAUUUCCAAGAGCAUCAAUAUGAGGUGCAUUCCAAAUUGGUCGCGAUCAUGGCGGACCGCCUGCAAAUCCACUUGAAUACACUCAAGGCAAUUGAUUGGGAGUCUAUAUCUUCUGACAGCGUGAAUGGAUACGCCGAGCUGCUCGUGAAAGAGUCGACAACACUGCACAAGGUACUUUCCAAAUAUUUGGCGAAAGCUACCGUGAAUGGGAUCAUGCUGCAGGUUGUCGAAGCCAUUCGUCAGCGCAUCGGGUCAGAAUUCAGUCAAUACGAGUUGCGCUCAGACGCGGCCAAGCGAAGAAUGGAGGCAGACGCAGCGUUCCUCGUUGAAGGUCUGGGCAAAUUAACGGGGGACGAUCUACCAUCCCCAGUCUACGAUCUUCUAACGCUAGUGAGGGCGAAAGCCGUGCCAAAGAAGGCAACGCAAAUGAGCGCCUCUUUCAACAACUUCCUUCGGAGAGAUAAUCGUCAGAAAGCAACAGAAGCCACUCCUGUUGUCUUGGCAGAAAGCGAACAGAUGCUAGACGCUAAAGCCGAAGCCUUGGCUCUUGAACCCGACUCGCCACUGGCGGAGCAGAACAACGAUGAGAGUGUCCCGGUGGGCGAUUCUGGCUCGACCCUGAAUUCGGAAGGGUCGAUGUCUGAUCAGUUUGAAGAGCAACCCGGGUCGCCCACGCUACCGUCUGACCCCGCUGUGGAGGAUGUCCAGCCAAGUCUAGGAAAUCGCACAUCGGAAGGUGUGGAAGCUGCCGACUAUUUCUCGGUAAUGGGCGUCUCGCCAAGCGCGAACGAGCAGGAGAUCAAAAGGGCUUACAGAGGAUUGAUGGUCCAGCUUCAUCCUGAUAAGCACAAUACCGAGGCGAGGACUGGGCCGGGCACGACAAUACAGUCUGAAGAUGACUUGAAAGCGCAACGCCUGCAACUCGUUUUUGAGGCGUAUCGCGUCCUUUCAAACCCUGAAGCUCGUCUCGCUUAUAUCGCCCAACGAUCUCACAGUGCAAGUCUUCUGCCGACGAUCGGGUCCUCAAAGCCCGCGACGAGAGAAAUCUCGCUUGACGAAUUCGAUUUCCACGAGCCGCCCGAAACCCCGGAUCGGCCGACAACUGCUACUGACGUAGCAUACUAUUCGCAUCCUUGCCGGUGCAGUCAUGAACUUGUGAUCACGGAAGAAGAGCUGGAGAGUGGACACGAUCUCAUAGAUUGUGCGGGAUGCGGCGAACGUAUAGGUGUACGAUACCAACGUGCUGAAGAAAUUGAAGAAAAUGUAUAAGCAAUCCUCAGCCGUAAUGACAUGUGCACUGCGACCAGCAGAUCAAGCAAACCCGAUUAUCUUCCGCUGAUCUCAGAAGGCAGACCUGGCCAGUGUUAUCAUCACGAGUCACAGCCGGUCAUAAAUGGAGAGGAGAGCACCGGCCAGUUUGCAGCAAAUUCGAUG